CUCCCCCUCUCUCGCCCCUCCCUGUUCUCUGUAAAAGGGAACAAACCACCGGGUGCUGCUGUCCCUCCUCCAGCUCUCUGCUCGGUGAGGCUGCAGCUCCACCGACCCGCAGCCUCAACCACAAUGUGAAAACUAAACCGCCCGGAUAAAAGUUAUUUUCAUGGAAAGAAAGGCUGCAAGUAAAGGACCAUGGGGUAUGGGCAAAUCUUCCACCGGCGGGGGAACGAGGAGGACCAGGUUCACCUCAACGUCGGCGGGGUUCGGCACGAGGUGGAUCCGGAUAUGCUGCUCCGCUUCCCUCACACACGCCUGGCCCGUCUGCUGCACUGCCAAAAUGAGGCGUCAAUCCUGGAGUUGUGUGACGACUACAGCCCGUCCGAGAAGGAGUACUACUUUGACAGGAAUCCCCAGGUUUUCCUGGGUGUGCUCAACUUCUACCACACGGGGCAUAUCCACAUGAUGGAGGAGGUGUGUGUCUUCUCUUUCAGCCAAGAGAUUGAGUACUGGGGAAUCCAGGAGCUCCACCUGAGCCCCUGCUGCAGCUACUGGUACCACGAGAGGAAGGAGUACAUUGACGACAGAGACUGGGAUGUGAGGAGCGACGACCAGCAGCAGCCGAGCCUUGACUCCUCCUUUGAGGAGCUCUCUGCACUCGAUAAAGACAUGGCCAUGUUCAGAGGAGCCUGGUGUGCAGAAGUGAGGAGCUACGUUUGGCUGCGGCUUGAGGAUCCUGGUCACUCAACAGGUUCAAAGAUCAUUGCCGUGGCCUCCCUCAGCUUGGUGUUGACCUCCAUCGUUGCCAUGUGUGUCCACAGUAUGCCUGAGUAUCAGCAGGAGGACGAAAACGAUAAACUCAUCGAGAAUCCUGUCCUUGAACUCAUCGAGAAGAUUUGCAUCGCCUGCUUUUCCACUGAGUUCCUCAUCAGGCUGAUUGUUUCGCCCUCACGCAGGAAGUUCCUCAGAAACCCCUUAAACCUCAUCGAUGUCGCCUCCAUUUUGCCAUUUUACGCCACUUUAGCUCUGGAAACAGCCGAUGAGGAAGCCGCAGAGGAGAACGAGGACUUGGAAAAUGUUGGGAAGGUGGUUAAGGUGCUGCGCCUCAUGAGGAUUCUCCGAAUCCUCAAACUGGCUCGCCACUCCAUCGGGCUGCAAGCGCUGGGCGCCACUGUCCGACACAGCUACCAAGAGGUGGGUCUGCUCCUUCUCUUCCUCUCGGUGGGGAUCUCCAUAUUUUCCGCCCUCAUCUACUCUGCAGAGAGGGAUGUGGAGAAUACAGAUCUGGGGACCAUCCCUUCAGGAUGGUGGUGGGCCACCAUCACCAUGACCACAGUGGGUUACGGUGACACCUGCCCAGUAACCCUGGCGGGGAAGAUAGUGGCGACCUUGUGUAUCGUGUGUGGCCUGUUGGUGGUGGCUCUGCCCAUCACCAUCAUCUUCAAUAAGUUUUCAAAGUACUAUCAAAGAAACAAAGCCAUGGUGGGUAAGGGUAUCACUAAGACUGUGAGAAAAGAUCCAGAGCUUCCUUAUUAUAAUAUAAAAGACCUCUUCGCAGGAAGUGUGUAUCCCUUUAUCGGAAGUAUCGCCUUCAGGAACAGUGUGAGCAGCACAGGAGACGAAACAGACGCAUCCAGUCUCCAGGAUAUAGAGGUGUAUGACAGCGAGACUUGUGAAAAUGGGCCAGCGAAAUGAGAUUCAAUGGAGUGUCACUCCCUUUAUGACUUCAAGUCACUCCGGGCCUCUCAGGGCGCUCCAUCACACACCCUGCCUCUCUGAACGGUCUUCCUCCUGCAAUCUGACAGAGAAAUAUGGUGGUCGUGAAUUGUUUUGGUUUUUUUUCCUCUACAAGGGCUUAUGAAAUAUACACAGCGUCACUAAAACCCGGGAAAUCUUAAGGGAAUUUAAGCCUUGCUCUGAGGUCUAAAAGCUCAUUUCCUGCUUGAAGAAACGGCAAUGAUGCAUGUCGGAGGCCAUAAUGUUAAUGUUUUUUCAAAGUAAUGCCCUUUAUUGAUUUGUCUGCUCGCUGAAAGUUCAAAGUGAGAUUUCAGCUAAAGUCUAUAAUGGCAACAAUACUGUUUGCUGUUUCAAAAUGGUAUUAUAUAUUUCUAAUUGACUGAUGGUACACCGUCUGCAUGAACAAAAAUAAAAGCAUUUCUAAAUAAUGUUUAGAAAUAUGCACUAGUUUUGAUGCUGACCAGGAAAGCACUGAUAUACCAGGUAUUUGGUGUUUAACUUUUCUUUUGGAUAGUUGUUUCCGCAUGCUGGGUGACUCCUGGGGGGAUAACUCAUGUGGACAUGAAGUAAAACGCAGUGAAUCUGAGGGAAUAUGCCUCUCGUUUGUGACUUGGCAUACAGUAAGGUGUUCUACCCACUCAUUCAGAUAAGGUUUGCAGCUGAGGUUCACUGCAUUUAUUCAUCGCCAUAUGUUCUUCACUAAAAUAACUCUAAACCAAAACUGUCAUCAAUGUCUUGUCUUUAUUGGGGAGAUGCACUUUAAACUGUUGACGAACUUCAUGCAUCUCUUCUUCACUCUCUUUCUGUUCCUGAAAGCAUCGAUUUGCUGUCCCUUAGUAUAAUCUCCGGUUGGAUGAGCUUCUGUUACUAGAGCGAGAGAUGUCGAAUAUCGUUCUCUACAGGGGUCUCGAAGGUGUUCCUGCAGCUCCUCAGAAGCUCCUACACUUAGAGCUCAAAUGUUACUUUUAUUUUUCAAUUUGAUGUUUAGAUGGUUUCCUAUUUAUCAGCUUAUUUUUCAAUGAAUGAACAUUAACACGAUGAUAAAUGUCAGUGUGGAGUUGAAGAGGUUGGUUUUAGGGACUAGCUGCAGUUUAACCAGGACAGAUAAUCUCAUUUCGUUAAUGUUAGUAAAUGAGUUUCAAUUGUUUCCUGUCUCAGGUGGGCAACACAUGGGAUAUUAGCAUAUUGCUCAAUCUGCACUUUUUUUAAUAACAAACACAGGGUCUUGGUCCAGAUAAGCAUUGAUUUUCAAUAAUAACUAUUCACACAGAUGCACGAGUGGCUGAAUGAUAUUGGAUUAAUUUGUCACACUUUAUGUCCGAUAAUAAAUCUGUCAGACAGUAUCUUGUGCUAUUACUCAAAAACUGUGCCUAUUUGUUUUCUUGUUUUUGUGUUGUGGAGAAUAAUAAUCAAUAUUCUUAACUCUUGUUGACAUUCAAUUAAGUUACAUGAAAACCUUUUGUCAAAACCAAAAGCUGGCAAACUUCAGCAAUAAAAAGUGAAUGGAGAAAAUGAGGGAUUA
Messenger RNA from Eleginops maclovinus (Patagonian blennie), 3253 nucleotides. Its product is annotated as potassium voltage-gated channel subfamily S member 3-like. Lineage: Eukaryota; Metazoa; Chordata; Actinopteri; Perciformes; Eleginopidae. Bases 190 to 1689 code for a protein of 499 amino acids. The record is from RefSeq and is a predicted model, not a curated record. The transcript is spliced from 2 exons. Gene Ontology annotation, molecular function: protein binding; voltage-gated potassium channel activity. Gene Ontology annotation, biological process: protein homooligomerization; potassium ion transmembrane transport. Gene Ontology annotation, cellular component: membrane; voltage-gated potassium channel complex.